Blastomyces dermatitidis ER-3 is the source of this 4321-nucleotide messenger RNA. RefSeq names its product NAK/BIKE protein kinase. Gene Ontology annotation, biological process: peptidyl-threonine phosphorylation; actin cortical patch assembly; protein autophosphorylation. The record is from RefSeq and is a predicted model, not a curated record. Bases 617 to 3682 code for a protein of 1021 amino acids. Gene Ontology annotation, cellular component: cytoplasm. Lineage: Eukaryota; Fungi; Ascomycota; Eurotiomycetes; Onygenales; Ajellomycetaceae. The transcript has 3 exons. Gene Ontology annotation, molecular function: ATP binding; protein serine/threonine kinase activity.
CAAAUCCACCACCCUCGGCUUACUUCUCUCUCCAUCAUGGUAUUUCUAAUGCACUAGGCUGCGGAAUAUCGUAGGCAGUAGAAUUUGAUGGCCGUGUCAGCGUCAGUGUGUGUCGUGUCAGGCAACAACAACCUGACUCCAAUACCCAUACCAUCCAUACUUGGCUAGAUAUUUUUUGACUUCACACUGAGAAGCGGAAGGCGGUGAUCCCGGAGCCCGGCGAAAUAUUCCACCGCUCGGUCGUGCGUUUGUCUGAUUGGCCAGGCUGCUUGAGCGUUUGAUGACCGCCAACGAUCACAAGUUGGUUGGGAUCAUUGAGCUGCAUCAUUCUCCCAAGUCACCCACUGUUGUCCCAGGGAGUUCCGGGGCCUAUCUCUCUUUGCCUCUUGUGCUUCCCUUGAUUGUUUCCUUUUCAAUGCAGCUUCUCUAAUUUUCUGCGCAGCGUUUGCCCCUCGCUGCCCUUUCAUGGGGCGUUUUCACUGAUACCAUAGUAGCACUCUACUCCACCGCCUCGUUCCAGUUAAACCUCCCCUUUCUUGAAGCCUGCGAUAUCGAGUCCCUCCCCACCAACUCCCAUUUUGUUUGUGGCCCUGGAUAGACCAAUCGACUAUUUACUAUGGCAAUGGCUGUACCGCCGGCUGGGACCUUCGCCCCGGGAACGAAGGUCCAAGUCGGAAGUCACCGUGUUGUCAUCGAGAAGUACCUCUCUGAGGGAGGGUUCGCGCACGUCUACGUUGUCCGCCUCCCGCAACCGAUCGAUGGCGCUGAAACUGCCGUACUGAAGAGAGUUGCAGUGCCGGACAAAGCCGCGUUGGCAAAUAUGCGGACCGAAGUCGAAACCAUGAAGAAGCUGAAGGGGCAUAAGCAUAUUGUCAAAUACUUUGACUCCCACGCGUCCCAGCUAAAGGGCGGUGGGUAUGAGGUUUUCCUUCUCAUGGAGUUCUGUGCUGGAGGCGGCUUGAUCGAUUUUAUGAAUACUCGGUUGCAAAAUCGCCUGACGGAGCCUGAGAUCUUGAAGAUUUUCAACGACGUCGCCGAGGGUACCGCUUGUAUGCACUACCUUAAACCGCCUUUGCUCCAUAGGGAUCUCAAAGUCGAAAAUGUCUUGAUAGCGCUGCAUGGGAAUUCGUUCAGCUACAAAUUAUGCGACUUCGGGUCGACGGCGCCGCCGCGUCCGGCUGCUACUACUGCUGCUGAAGGAAGGCUGAUAGAGGACGAUGUCCAGCGCCAUACCACCUUACAAUAUCGCAGCCCGGAGAUGAUUGACGUUUAUCGCAAACAACCAAUCGAUGAGAAGAGUGAUAUAUGGGCGCUGGGCGUCCUUCUGUACAAACUCUGUUAUUAUACUACUCCCUUCGAGGAGGUUGGGCAGAUGGCGAUCCUUAAUGCCAAAUUUAAAUUCCCUGCAUAUCCCCCUUUCUCCAACAGAUUAAAAUUGCUUAUAGCGUCUAUGCUCCGAGAGGACCCACAAAAGCGACCGAAUAUAUAUCAAGUACUACAGGAGGCAUGUCGCAUGCGAGGCAAAGAAGUGCCUAUCAAAGACAUUUACUCUGGGCGUUCACAUUCCGAGGCAAGGUGUUACCAAGAACUGCCACCAUCUCCUAACCAAACACCAAAAAUAGGGGCGACUUUUUCGCCGCCCAUACAGGAGACGCAGAUUAUUCCUGACAUUGCUCCUAUGAGGCGAGGGAGACCGACUAAAUCUACCUCGCAUCAAAAUUCAGCUAAGCCCAGCCCGUCACCUUUAAGGGCCACUUCAAAUGACCCGUUCGCUAUCCUCGAUGGGGGCAAAGUCCCCAACGGUGAUGAGCUCUCUUCCAGGUUCCCAACCUUGGACGAAUUUUCGCUCUUCCAUGAGCAAGGGUCCAAAUUUGAAUUUGAGCCGACAGUGACAGAGACCAAGACACCUACGGAAGAUCUUUCUAAGCGAAUAACCAAUGCUCUCGCCGAUGAGGCGUUUGCCAAAGCGAACCCGACGGCUGUACCACAAAUGACCCCGGCAAUAGGACCACAGUCCCAAUCUCUCGGCGAUAAACCGUUAGAGGAGAAGAUUUCGAUACCAUCUCCUGACUUACGCGCCGAAUUGACACGACAGCAAGCCACUCCACUACAUCAACCUAUUCCUCAAAAGCCGGUCAUGGUGUCUACUGGGACAAUGACAACUCCUUCCCCACGCUUGCGUCCAUCGGAUAGUCCACCUUUCUCUCAACGACCUGUACAUAAAUAUCCAAAUUCCUCAUUUGAAAGGCGACCUUCCGUCCAACAAUUGGAGAGUGACAAUGAAAAAGCCUCCGGCAGUCGUGAUGGCUAUACAUCACGAGGUGGAUUUUUCAAACGUGAAUCCAAACAGAAGCUUUCGUAUGAAGAUUUGCCAACAUCCCCCGUUUCUUCCAGACCGUCGCUAGAGGGAUCCCGACCUUCUACCCUUGAUAUCAGUGAUCCCACCACCCGUUCCAAAUCCGCAAACUCGAAGGCCCGACCUACCAGCGCUUUCGUUGGAUCCAGGCCGGACUACCUUCGUGAUGUUGAUACCCCAAGAGUAGCUUUCGAUUCCAGCUUCUCCCGGGUUGGAUACGAGGGAGGUGACGCCUUGCAUCACUCACAGUCUGAGACGGACCGUGACUAUGAGCGAGCAAACAUAUCGUCAGACAUUGACUUCUUACGUGCCAAAGAAGUAGAGGAAUCAAACCGAAAACGGGAGAAACGUGUCAGCAGCGGGCCAAAGCAUGUUAAACGUUCCAGUUUAUCGUCUAUAUCUCUAUCUGGAACUAAGAAUCUACUUGCUGGACGGUUUGGCGAUGCCUUCCGUCGUUUUGAGAGUAAUACAGCACAGGAAAGGACAAGCCGUACUCCGUCUCCUGACAAUAUGAAUGCACGUCUCACCCCAAUAACAGGCUCAGAAGUUACCGAAAUGAGCGAUGAUAUCCAUGAAACCAAUAACGAUGAUAUUUCACCAGAAAUGCGUCGUGAGCUGGAGCGACGACGUUUAUCACAGGAAGAGAAGCGGGUCGCAAAUGCUGCGGCUGAGUAUCGCCAACGGUUAGCUGAACGGGGGGAGGAUGGGGGACUCAGUGGGGGAAGGAUUGAAGGAAUAAGAUCAGCAUCAAUUCAGAGCAAGGUCCAGUCACUCCUCAAAGAAAACGAUAGACACCCAACGAUUAAAACUGCAACUGGAUAUGGACGAUACACUGAUACAGAAACUGCUUUGCAGGCGAAGCAGUUUGAACAACCCUCUCUCUCACCACGGCCCGUACCAUUCAACAUCCCCCGAAAACCCGUCGCAUUACAACAACAACAUACCCCCGAGCAACCUCCUCGACUGCUACCAAAGGACCCACGAUCGGUUCAACCGCUUCCUGUGUCUGUGCGACCCCAGCAGCCAACCCCAUCUGAGCCGUUUACAUCACGUGCCACUAUCACCGCCGCGGAUCAGAAACCCCCCGCACCUCCAAAACCACAGAAGCUGCGUACCGGCAACCGGCCUGAAAACCCCCCGUCGUCAACCACAGUUGCUAGGGACCGCAAGUCUUCCAUAGAGAUGAUCAAGCCAACAGGCCCAAAUGACAACUGGGAGGCGAAUUUCAGUAAAAGAUACCCAAGUUUGUCUGGUCUAGAGCUAGUGGAGACGGAAAUAGAUGUACCACCUCCUCGCGUCUCUACUAUGAGGACGAAGGAGGUGUAAAGCAAGGAACGAUGAUACCCUUUUUUUUUUUUUUUUUUUUUUUUUUUUUUUUUUUUUUUUUUUUUUUUUUAUUUUUUUUAAUGGAAUUAAUUAUUUUUCUCUUUCAUUCUUCUCAGAUAACUCUAUAUUUUCCUUCCUUCCAUUUCUAUAUUUUUCAUCCUGCCCCAACGCUAUUAUUGCGAUACCAGUGAAGAGCCUCUGAUCAACAAGGCCCAGUGCUUUUCUGCCCCCGUGUACCUACUGUUUAUUUUAUUGUUACAAUUCUUGAUCAUUUUGGUUUUACAAUAAUAGAAGCAGGAGCCAUAAAUAUCUCUAUUUUUUAUCUUCUUGGCCUCCACAUUUAAUUCCGAAUUUUAUUCGGCAUUCUCGAUUCUCAUCCCAACAGCAUUCUGACCCCUCUAUACUUUUGCGUAUCUUUUCACCCCUCUCCUCGCCGUCUUAUUCUACAUGUAUUUACUCGUAAAUAUUUCUUCCUCAAAGUUUACCCUAGGAUAUAGAUGUCUUCUCAGGCUUGUUUCCUCUUGAUUGUAUAAAACUAUUAAUUAUUCUACAUAUGCCCGCGGGCAAAUAUCAAUUUGGGCCGAAGGAUAGAUUUGAUUUCGUGUCAAAGGGCUCUGAUACCUUUAUUUAUUUAUUUUU